Messenger RNA from Plasmodium yoelii, 1719 nucleotides. NCBI's taxonomy places the organism in Eukaryota, Apicomplexa, Aconoidasida, Haemosporida, Plasmodiidae. The record is from the annotation of a RefSeq genome assembly.
AUGAUACUUUAUAAUAAUAUAAAUUUUAUUGGAUUAAAAUUAAACAUUUUAAAUCCAAAACAAAUUAUAAAAUGGUCUUCAAUUAUUUAUAAAAAUAAAGUUAUUAUAGGAGAAGUUUUAAUUCCUAAUACUAUAAAUUUUAAUACUGGAUUACCUAUAUUAAACGGACUAUUUUGUGAAAAGAUUUUUGAUUAUAUGUAUAUAUGGAAUUGUAAUUGUAAUAAAAAAUUAUAUGAUAUAAAUAAUUAUUCGUUUUUUUUAUAUUGUAAAUUUUGUAAAAAUAAAUUAAAAAUUAAUAUUAAUAGAAAAUAUAAGUUAGGAUUUAUAUUUUUAAAUAUACCUAUUUUACAUUUAUGGUAUUUAACGGGACCUUUAAAAGUAGCAUCAUUAUUAUUAAAUAAAAAUAUAAGCUAUUUAAAAUAUUUAAUUUAUUAUAAAUAUUUUUUUAAUAAUAUAAAAUAUAAACAGUAUUUUUAUUAUAAUAAAUUAAAUUUUAAAUCUAUUAAAAUUAAUAAUACAAAUAUAAUUUCAUAUUUAUUUUCACAUAAUAUUUUAUAUAAAAAAUUAAAAAAUCUAAAUUUAUUAGUUGAAUUAUUAAAUAAUAAAGAAUUGUUGUUAAUCAAUAAUAAACAUUUUAAAAAAGAUUUAUAUAAAAAAAUUAAUUUGUUAAAUUUAUUUAUAAUUAAUAAUAUUAAACCUAAUUGGAUAUUUUUAGAUUUAUUACCAAUUUUACCUGCAGGAUUGAGACCUUAUUUUUAUAUAAAUAAUAAUAUGUAUAUUAUAUCUACAAUUAAUGAAAAUUAUAGGUUAAUUAUAUUAAAAAAUAAUAAAUUAAAAUAUUGGUUAUAUUUACGUAAUAAUAUUUGUUUUAUUUUUGAAAUUAUUGAAAAACGUUUAUUACAACAAUUAAUUGAUUAUUUAUUAAUUAAUAAAUUAAUUUUAAAAAAUAAUAAUACUUUUUUUAAUUUUAGUAAAAUUUUUCAAGGAAAAUAUAGUGUUAUUAAAUAUAAUUUAUUAGGAAAAAGGGUAGAUUUUUCAGGUAGAUCUGUUAUUACAGUAAGUCCAAAUAUUAGAUAUAAUAAUAUAGGGUUACCAUAUUAUAUUAGUAUAAAUAUAUUUAAACCUUUUUUAAUAAAAAUAUUUAAAAAUAAUAAUAAAUUUAAUAUUAUAUUUAAAAGUUUAUUAAUUAAUAGAAAUUUAUUUAUUAUAAAAAAAUUUUUAAAUAAAUUAUUACAAAAUCAAUUUGUUAUUAUUAACAGAGCACCUACAUUACAUAGAAUGAAUUUACAAUCAUUUAUACCUAUAUUAACAGAAGGUUACUCUUUAAAAUUUUAUCCUUUAGGAUGUGCAAGUUUUAAUGCAGAUUUUGACGGAGAUCAAAUGUCUGUAUUUUUACCUUUGGUAAAAACAUCAAAAUUUGAAGCAAAUUUAAAUUUAAAUUUUGAUAAAAAUGUUAUAUCUCCAUCAAAUAAUAAAAAUUUAUUUAAAAAUUUACAAUAUUAUAAAUUAGGUAUAAAUACAUUAUUAAAUUUAAGUUAUAAUAAAUUAUUUAAUAUUUAUUAUUUUAAUUCUAUGGAUAAAAUAUAUGAAUUAUAUAUUAAUAAUAAGUUAAGUAUUUUUAAUUUAGUUUGGAUAAAAUAUAUAAGUAAUAAUAAAAUUUUUUAUAUAUUAACUUCAGUUAGUAGAAUAAUUUUAAAUUUAUAUAUGUAUAUAUAUUAA